This is a messenger RNA of Vanessa atalanta (red admiral), 1343 nucleotides long. It is a transcript of the gene mora, whose product is annotated as cysteine and histidine-rich domain-containing protein morgana. The transcript has 6 exons. Lineage: Eukaryota; Metazoa; Arthropoda; Insecta; Lepidoptera; Nymphalidae. Bases 125 to 1183 code for a protein of 352 amino acids. The record is from RefSeq and is a predicted model, not a curated record.
AGUUAAGUUUCAGUUUGACAAAUGAAUUACCUAUAAAUAAUUCUUAUAUCUUAGCUCAGCGUGAUAAAUAUAUUUUUAAUUUUCGUACUACAGGCAUAUAUUGUUUUAAUAAUAUUUUUUCGUCAUGCCUGAAAACGAAAGUUUAGUGCAAUGCUACAACCGUGGUUGUGGUAAACUUUUUGAUCCCAAUAAGAAUGACAAAGAUGAAUGCUGCCAUCACCCUGGUGCUCCAGUUUUCCAUGAUGCUUACAAGGGUUGGUCUUGUUGUAACAAAAAGAGUGUUGAUUUCACAGAAUUCCUCAACAUAAAAGGCUGCACAGUUUCGAAACAUUCUAAUGUGAAACCUCCAGAACCUGAGAAAAAAGCUUUAGACAAAGAAUUGGAGAAAAAGGAAGUUAUUGAAGUAAGAGCACCAGUAGUUGGUCCACAACUACCAAGACCACCUUUUGACUCACCAUUAGUCACCUUAGAGCCCCGAAUAGCAGAAUCUUUAAAAGAAAUUGUACAUAAAUCUACACAACAAGCAGCAACUUCUAGUGAUGGAAAUACUGUAGCAAUUGGUACAUCAUGUAAAAAUGGAGGUUGCAUCAUAUCUUAUGAAGGACCACAGAGUAAUACCAGUAUGUGCACAUUUCAUCCUGGAUGUCCAAUCUUCCAUGAAGGGCUCAAGUUUUGGUCAUGUUGUCAAAAGAGAACUACAGAUUUCAACACCUUUCUUAGCCAGCCUGGGUGUACAACCGGUACUCAUAAGUGGUUUAAAGAGAGUUCUCCAGCUGGGACUGUUAAAUGCCGCUGGGAUUGGCAUCAGACUCCUGACUUUGUUAUUGUUAGUGUAUAUGCAAAAAAAUAUGAUCCAUUUUCAAGUUUUGUUAAGCUGAACCCUAUACGAUUGAAUACCAAACUAGUGUUUCAUGAAGAAGGCAAUGCAAUAUUUGAACUUGAUCUUGAACUACGAGGAGUGAUAGAUAUAGAUAAGAGCAGCGCAUCUAUGUUGGGCACAAAAGUUGAAAUAAAACUGAAAAAAGGAGAAGCAGGUGCUUGGAGCAAACUUGAUUUUCCAAGAUCUGAACCUAAAAAAGAAUCACAAAAACCUGAGGUGCAGAAUGUUGAAGAAGAUGACGCAGUAGAUUUAUCUACAGUGGAGGCCAUACAUUCAAUGGGCAAAGUAAACGUCACAGGCUGAUGUCAAAAUGUUAAAUCAAAUUACGUACAAAUUGAUUAAAAUAUAAAAAAUAGCAAAUCUGAGACAUUUAUUUUUAUAUUGCCCUAUUUAUAGCUUUGUAGUUUUUGUGUAUCAAAUGAGUUAAGUUUUUAUUUGGCAGUUGCAAAUAAAAGUGCUUUUG